This is a messenger RNA of Chelonus insularis, 1113 nucleotides long. It is a transcript of the gene Iyd, whose product is annotated as Iodotyrosine deiodinase. Lineage: Eukaryota; Metazoa; Arthropoda; Insecta; Hymenoptera; Braconidae. The coding region runs from base 36 to 878 and encodes 280 amino acids. The record is from RefSeq and is a predicted model, not a curated record. Gene Ontology annotation, molecular function: oxidoreductase activity. The transcript has 4 exons. Gene Ontology annotation, cellular component: plasma membrane.
UCUAUUUAAAAGCAAGCAAACUCAGUUUUACAAUAAUGUUGUCAAAGAUUUUGCCUUUCUGGAGUCAAUACUUUCAUUACAUAAUCUUUGCUCUCAUUUCUUAUUGUGCUUUAGUAAACUUUAUUUCAAAACGUAAACAUUUAUCCUAUAUAGAUUCAAACGAAGAAGAAGAAGAAGAUGAAGAUGAAGUAGAAAAUGAGUCAGCUUUACCGAAUGAUUUGGAGCACAUUCCUUUCGCAUAUGUCAGACCAAGUGUGGAAGAUUUGAAGAGACGUGCUGAGGAAUUUUACAAGUUAGCAAAUGCCAGACGGACUUUGAGAUUCUUCAGUUCAGAUCCUAUUCCAAAAACUGUUAUUCAAGACAUUAUUCGAGCCGCUGGUACUGCACCUAGCGGUGCUCAUACUGAGCCUUGGACUUUUGUGGCUAUUUCUGAUACAGAAACUAAAAAACAAAUAAGAAAUAUUAUCGAAAAAGAAGAAGAAAUAAAUUAUCGAAAACGUAUGGGUAAAAAAUGGACAACUGACUUAAAACCGUUAAAAACUAACUGGAUUAAAGAAUAUCUUACCACUGCUCCAUAUUUAAUACUUGUUUUUAAACAAAAAUAUAGUAUCCUUCCAAAUGGAAAGAUUAAAACUCAUUAUUAUAGUGACAUGAGUGUUUCAAUUGCUUGUGGAAUACUCAUUACUGCUAUUCAGUAUGCUGGACUUGUUACUCUCACUUCGACCCCAUUAAAUUGUGGGCCUGCCAUUCGAGCACUGUUAGGAAGACCUUUACAUGAAAAAUUAUGUCUUCUUCUACCAGUUGGAUAUCCAGCAGAUGAUGCAACUAUUCCCAAGCUUCAACGAAAACCAUUAUCUGAUAUACUAAUCGAAAUAUAACUCAAUUUAUAUAAAAUUAUGUGAAACUCUUUUUAGAAACUAAUUUUAUUAGCAAUUUGCAUACAAUUACUUAAAAUAAGCAGUAUAAAAAUUCAAUUUUGAAUCAUCAUUGGAACCAAUCUAAAGACAAUUCAUCAAUGUCAGUUAAUUUUUAUAAUAUUGAUAACGGUGAUUUAAUUUGUAAUUUAUUCAUUUCAUUAUUAUGCAAUUCCAUGCAAUUUAUUUUGAAUAUCGA